AAUUCCCUGAGGAAAGUAAAGUAAAGUGAGAACUUGGAGAAUAAACGUUUUCCCUUGGAUUCUGAGCUUUGCUCCUUUCAUCUCCUGCCUCUGGCCAGGACAAACUGGGCUGUUCUGUUCAUCUCCUGCUAGCAUAGGGAUUAUUCCAAAGCCAACCUGGGAACCAUGACCCGGGAGCAGAGACAGCCCUCCUCUUUGGGGAACAGCCCUCAAGCUGAUCCCUCUUUUUUGUUUUUGUGGUAGUGGUGGGGAGCCUGCAGGCCAUGUUGAUACCUCUUGAGCUCAACUGUGGGCUUCAGAGUGUCCCAAGGCUCUGGAGAGGACUGAGACUAUCUGUGUUUAAGUAGGCUCUCUGCUACUCCCUUUUAUUGAGCUCUACGGUCUGCCUUAAAGUGAUCAUACCUAUCCUGCAAAAAAGUGCUCUGACCAGAGGCUCUCCCUACCUUCCUGGGUGAGAGAACAGGACUCCACCUCUGGCAUGACUCCAGGUCUGCCUUAGUUGCCUGGAAACAGCUUUGCGUCUCUGGCAGACAAACUAUGGCAGGUAGCAGUCCAGCAGCCAAGAGAGUAGUGGUAUACCGGAAUGGGGACCCCUUCUCCCCAGGCCGCCAGCUGGUCGUGACCCAACGCCGCUACCCCACCAUGGAGGUCUUCCUUUCUGAGGUGACAUCAGCCAUACAGGCCCCACUGGCUGUACGUGCUCUCUACACACCUUGUAACGGCCACCCUGUCACCAACCUGGCAGACCUACAGAAUGGAGGGCAAUAUGUGGCUGCUGGCUUCGAACGAUUCCACAAGCUUCACUCUUUAUCCCAUGGAGGGAAGGAUCCAGGUGGGAAGAGCAGCAAACGACAAGAUCCUCCUAUGACUCACCACCCAUGUGAUGGGACCUUUGUACAGUGGAUGCCUGCAGGUGCCCCCUGCUAUAUCCAUGUGUUCAGGAAUGGGGACCUGCUAAGUCCCCCAUUUAGUCUGAAGCUGUCCCAGGCUGCCAUCCAGGACUGGGAAACUGUGUUGACGCUCCUGACUGAGAAAGCAAAGUUGCAGAGUGGGGCUGUGUGCAAACUCUGCACCUUGGAGGGGCUCCCACUAUCAGCAGGGACAGCUCUGGUGAGUGGCUGUCAUUAUGUGGCUGUGGGAGAUGAAGAAUUCAAGGCCCUCCCCUAUCUGGAACUGCUGGUGCCCAGCCUCUCCCUGCCCAGGGGCUGCUGGUAUCCCCCGGACCUGAAGUGUAGGCCCCACAGGCAGGGGGCACAGGGCUACAGGGUACAGGCAACCCAGCCCUCUCCAAAGGAACCAGAAGUACAAAUUGAGCCAUCUGCUUUCUAUGCCAGAUCCCAGCAAACCAUUCAACCAAGAAGCAAGCUCCCUACUCUCUCAUUUCUAGCAGGAGUUAAGGGAGUCUAUAGGGCUCCCCACCCAAGAAAAGAGAUAGCAGGGGCACAGGAAGUAGCAGAUGAUGGAGACAUCUGGACAGAGGAGUCUUUGGAUCAGAGGGCAACACAGAUAGUGGAAGAAGCUCUGUCCUUGGAACACCAGCCUGGGGCUGGAGCUGCAUCCUCAGCCUCAGCCCAUGGUCUUCCAUCUUAA
This is a messenger RNA of Castor canadensis (American beaver), 1590 nucleotides long. Lineage: Eukaryota; Metazoa; Chordata; Mammalia; Rodentia; Castoridae. The record is from RefSeq and is a predicted model, not a curated record.